This is a messenger RNA of Scomber japonicus (chub mackerel), 1662 nucleotides long. Its product is annotated as extracellular serine/threonine protein kinase FAM20C-like. The coding region runs from base 1 to 1662 and encodes 553 amino acids. Gene Ontology annotation, molecular function: phosphotransferase activity, alcohol group as acceptor. The record is from RefSeq and is a predicted model, not a curated record. Gene Ontology annotation, biological process: protein phosphorylation. The transcript has 10 exons. NCBI's taxonomy places the organism in Eukaryota, Metazoa, Chordata, Actinopteri, Scombriformes, Scombridae. Gene Ontology annotation, cellular component: Golgi apparatus.
AUGAAGUGGUGUAUGCGCCGUCGCUCCAGGACAAUCUGUCUGUCCUUGGCCUUCAUCACCAUUUUCCUCCACCUCCUCCUGGCGCUUGUCUCUCUUUCCAUUUACCACGAGCCCUGUGACCCCCCACCGUCAACCAGGACACACAUCCUGAGCGACCUGGCACAGACAAACUACACCACCGUAGGGAUCAGUAGUUUAGCUGAGCCACCAGCUGAUACCACACAAAGAGUUUCUUCCAAAUUAGAUGCCAAGAAUGCCAAAGAUCAUGUGCAAAUACCUACUGACAAGGGCUUGUCAGUGAAAGAGAGAAAAGCCUCAAUGAACAAGACGGCCGAUGUUGUUCAUAAUAGCACUGGCAAAGCUGAAACUUUGGAGUCUGGGCUGUCGAAACUGGUGGCGUUGUUCGACCACCCGCUUUACAAUAUGCCCACCCCGCCCAUUCCUGAGCAAGAUUGGCUGCUGAAAGUCAAACCAAAGGUCAAAGCCAGUGAGAAGAGCUUGUGGGUGACUAAUAGUGAGGAGGGAUACGAGGAUGCCCGGUGGAACAGCAGCAGUACCAGCCACCCCCCCUGGCUGCGCUUUCACCUGACUAUCUCCCGCUGGCAGCUCUACCCCCAUCAUGAACCCAACAUGAAGAAUCUGACUGAACAGCUCAGCACACACCGCAUCGUCAGUGCAGUGCAGAAGUCUGGGGGGACGCAACUGAAGCUGGUGAUGUCAUUUCCUAACUAUGGACAAGCCAUGUUCAAACCCAUGAAGCAGGAGAGAGAUGACGAAACCAAUUAUAACCUCUACUACUUCUCAGACUUUGAGAGACACAAUGCAGAAAUUGCAGCUUUUCACCUGGACAGGAUUUUAGGUUACAGGAGAGUUCCUCCUGUAGCUGGGAGGCAGGUGGAUGUGGUCAAAGAGAUCAAAGACGUCACUACCGACCGAAAGCUGGCCCGCACCUUUUUUACCUCUCCUGUGGGAAAUGUCUGUUUCUACGGCCAGUGCUCGUACUACUGUUCAACAGAGCAUGCCGUGUGCGGCCGGCCCAAGGCCCUGGAGGCCUCCUUGGCUGUCAUGCUGCCUGAUAUGUCCCUAGCGACUCGGAGGUCAUGGAAAUCCCCCUGGAGACGCUCCUACAGCCGCACCAAGCUGGCAAAAUGGGAGACAGAACCAGACUACUGUUCGACAAUAAAAAAGACCCCACCAUACGACAAAGGCACAAGACUGGUGGACUUCAUGGAUAUGGUCAUACUUGACUUCCUGAUGAGUAACAUGGACAGACACCACUAUGAAACUUUUGAAAAGUUUGGCAACAAUACUUUCCUGCUUCACCUUGACAACGGGAGGGCAUUCGGGCGCCACUCCAAAGAUGAGCCAUCUAUCUUAACUCCAUUAAAACAGUGUUGCAGAAUCCGUCGAUCCACAUUGCUACGCUUGCAUCUGCUGUCGCUGCCUCAGUAUUGUCUCAGCGAUGUCAUGAGGGCCUCGCUAUCCCAUGAUCCUCUGCACAGUGUGGCCCCUCUGCUCUCGGAGCCCCACCUUGCUGCUCUCGAUCGGCGUUUGAAAACUGUGCUCGAGACUGUAAGUCAUUGUCAACAGCAAAAGAGUAAGGAUGAGGUCAUCUACGACGACACAGCUUACUUGAAAGACAUGGUCAGUCCUACUCAGUAG